AUGGCGACGGACCAUCAUGGCACCAGCCACCACCAACCUCUCGUCGGCCACCGCUCCACUUCCCUCGGCGAGUUCAAUUCCGAGGCCAGCGAGGAGCUCGAGAACAAGCUCUCCGACCGCACCUUGCCCCUCGUGAACCGCCUCGCCGCCGCCUCCUGGAUCGAGUGGAAGCUCCUCUUCCACCUCGCCGCCCCUUCCACCGUCGUCUACGUCACCGGAUUCAUGAUGUCCAUGUCCACCCAGAUGUUCUCCGGCCACCUCGGCAACCUCGAGCUCGCUGCCGCCUCCCUAGGCAACAAUGGCAUCCAGCUCUUCGCCUACGGCAUCAUGUGGGGACUGGGGAGCGCGGUGGAGACGCUGUGCGGGCAGGCGUACGGCGCGCAGAAGUACGAGAUGAUGGGGAUCUACCUGCAGCGUUCUUUCGUGCUGCUGUCUCUGGUGGGAGUCGGGGUGAGCGUGAUGUACGUGUUCUCGAGGCAGCUCCUGCUGCUGCUGGGGCAGUCGGAGGCGAUCGCGACGGCGGCGAGCCUGUACGUGUACGGGCUGAUCCCGCAGAUCUUCGCGUACGCGGCCAACUUCCCGAUCCAGAAGUUUCUGCAGGCCCAGUCGAUCGUGAUGCCCAACGCCUACAUCUCGGUGGUGGUGCUGAUCGUGCACCUGGGGAUGAGCUGGGUCGUGGCCUACAAGCUCGGGAUUGGGCUGCUGGGCGCGGCCCUGGCGCUCAGCCUGUCGUGGUGGGUGCUCAGCGGGCUGCAGUUCCUCUACAUCGUCAAGAGCGAGACGUGCAGGCACACCUGGACCGGGUUCUCGGUGCAGGCGUUUCAUGGAUUGUGGGAUUUCUUCAAGCUGUCGGUGGCGUCGGGGAUUAUGCUGGCGCUGGAGCAGUGGUAUUUGGAUGUGCUCGUUUUGCUCGCCGGGAUGCUGGAGAAUCCGGAGCUUUCACUGGAUUCGCUAUCCAUUUGUACGACCUUAUUGGGUUGGUUCUUUACCAUUUCGAUGGGGUUCAAUGCGGCUGCGAGUGUUCGGGUGAGCAAUGAGCUUGGGGCCGCGCAUCCCAAAUCGGCGGCGUUCUCGGUGGUGAUGGUGACCGGAGUUUCCUGCUUGGUGUCGAUCGUCCUGGCGAUUCUGGUGAUGAUAUAUCGCGACGUGAUCGGGCUGGCUUUCACCGGCGGGCAGGCAGUGUCGGCGGCGGUGUCCGAUCUGUGCCCGUUGCUGGCCGUUUCCAUCGUCUUCAACGGAGUUCAACCUGUACUCUCAGGAGUGGCGGUGGGAUGUGGAUGGCAAGCUUUCGUGGCUUACGUAAAUGUGAUCUGCUACUACGUUGUUGGAGUCCCGUUGGGCGCUCUUCUGGGUUUCCAUUUCAAGAUGGGUGCUAAGGGAAUAUGGACCGGUUUGCUGAGUGGCACCAUAUGUCAAACCGUCAUUCUGGUUUGGGUUACGUAUCGUACCGACUGGAAAAAAGAAGUGGAGAUAGCAGAGAAAAGACUGAAUAGGUGGGAUGACAGCAAGCAAGAACCCUUGCUGCAGUAG
Linum trigynum is the source of this 1530-nucleotide messenger RNA. Lineage: Eukaryota; Viridiplantae; Streptophyta; Magnoliopsida; Malpighiales; Linaceae. The record is from the annotation of a GenBank genome assembly.